GUGAAUCGAUCAGCCGAUGGGGAUCUGCAGAGGGUGGAGGAGCCCUCUUUUCUUCUCCCUUCUCCCCCUCGCUCUCUUCCUUCCUCUGAUCCUCUCAGUCUCAAAAUUGCAUCGUAGUAAUCCGAUCCCACAAGUUUCGAAGAGAAGUCGCCACCAAUAAAUCAGAUCACCUCGUUCUCGGGCCUGCCGCUGGGCAGGGACUGCCCGACCGCCUCCAAUGCCAAGGGCUCAGUGCUGUCAAUAAGAUCCAUGCUUCAAGUUCACAACAGAACCUUCACACUAGGGAUGACAUUUCGUUUGCAACAGUUUAUACAAUCUACAACAACUCCAUUAGAUCGGAUUCUUCUAGGAUACGUGAUGGUAACUGUUGCAAACAGUACGUAUAGCAAAGCUGAAAGGUCCAUUGGCAUUCUGAAUGUGCUCGUCGAUUUCAUACAGGUGUCAAUACCAAGAAGCAGCAUAAUUGUAUUGACUGAUCCUGCUUCUGACUUUACCAUAAACAGAAGUAACACAACAAUAUUACCAAUACUGGGAGAUUAUUCACAAGGAAAUUUGUUGCUUCAGAGAAUCAGCUCCUACAUUGUAAGAUCCUGUUCAAGUAAUUUAUAACGAGCUUCAGUUGUUUUUAUUCGCAUAUUUUAAGCGAUUAUACAUUGUUUUCUUAAUUUACUGCAUGAAAUUAUACUAUUAUCCAUUUUCAGUUAGGUUUCUGGCUUACGAACAAACAUACAUAGGACUUUUGCACCAGAUUUUAUUCCUUGUUUUCUUUUGUUUUAUCCCUUUUUUGGGUGAAGAGGAAUCUAG
Molecule: messenger RNA, 804 nt
Organism: Musa acuminata subsp. malaccensis (wild Malaysian banana)
Lineage: Eukaryota; Viridiplantae; Streptophyta; Magnoliopsida; Zingiberales; Musaceae
Source: RefSeq, a predicted model, not a curated record